AUGCUGGGCCAACAGCAGUACAUCCUGGGCAGGAUCCUCGUGGUGGAUUUGCGAGGGCUGGAGAUCGCGGUACAGCUAAAGGAAUUGGAGGACUGUAGGGAACAGUGGCAGCAUGAGCGGGCCAUGGUGGAGCUGAGAAAGAGGGAGACCUCGGCUCUGCUGAGUGGGGAAGAGCCAGGGGACCGGGGACUAGCGUUAGCUGAUGUGCUGGCAGAGCUGCCAGACACGGCUUCUUGUGUUGCACAGUAUGUUGACGAUCUUCUCAUCUCCUCACCACAUGGCCAAGCGCACAUGAAGAACUUAGGAGGGAUCCUGCAGCGCUCCGCAGACAGCGGGGCAAAAAAGACCUGUCGAAUCAGGGGUGUGGGACGCAGGGAGCCUGUUCUUUCGGAAAAAAGGCCUCCAGCAAGAAGCCCUGGUGAACAGUCCAGGCAGGAGAGGGGGGAGAGCUGCAUCCGGAGGAGGAGGAGGAAGAGGAGGCAGCAGGGACCCCUCCCAGGAGCCGGUCUCCAGACUCCAGAGGCCUCCCAGGCAUCCGUGGAUAUUGGAGGGAUCAUCAGCCGGACCCUCUACCCAGGAGAGGAGCAUCACACCCGCCCCACCACCAUCCCGGACACGUGGCACCCGCAGGCACUGGCGUGUCACACAGACCGGCUGAAGGAGCACGUCGUGGCCCCGCAGGAACUCGGCAGGACCCUCCAGCAGAGGAUGGAGGCAGAGGCCAAGUGGCGCAACAGGCUGUGCCACAAUGCGGCAG
This is a messenger RNA of Pelodiscus sinensis (Chinese soft-shelled turtle), 757 nucleotides long. The record is from RefSeq and is a predicted model, not a curated record. NCBI's taxonomy places the organism in Eukaryota, Metazoa, Chordata, Testudines, Trionychidae.